CGCCCGGCCGUGCUAUGUAGUUCCCGCGCGAGGGGCGAUCGCGCGACACAUUCGUACAAUCAUUCGUCCUCGCCUUCGUGAGUCCUAUUUUUUAAAGCUUUGUCAAUAAUUGUGACGAGUUUUGACCAUGUUUUGACAGUAAAAUUACAAAAAUAAGUACCAUGGAUUGGACGAAUGCUAUGGUGCUAGAAUUUCUGCAUAACUACGAAUUGGAACCGGUGCUUUGGGACCCACAAAAUCCGAACCACAAAAGAAAACAUCACGGUUUCGGAGCGUGGGAGAGAAUCAUGCGUAAUCUCACUUGGGAUUGUAAAAUUGAAGACCUAAAGAAGAAAAAGGACAGCCUGAUGGCAUCCUACAGAUUUCAUUGUAAUAAAAUUAAGAAAAUGAAGACAGACCCCACCGGGGAAAAUGUUUAUACUACAAAUUGGUUUGCAUUUGAUUGUAUGAACAGUUUUUUGGGAAGAGUGUAUGACCUAGAGUACGACAAGACUAACAUAGACGAGUUCUACCAGGAAGCCUCUAUAGAAGAUGUCGACACUAGCGACACCCAAACUUCCAAGGAUACCGAACACGUAGUGCCCGCGAAAAGGAGGAAAGUUAAAGAAGAAUCCAAGUCGUAUGCCGACGAAUUCCAGACGAAUUUAGAAAAACAGGAAAAGAACUGUAAAGAACUUUGCGAAACAUACGGAGCUUUGUUGGCACAGAAGCUAUUUAAUUUAGGUGAAGAGGACAGGCUGAUCCUCAUGAACCAGAUAGACAAUUUAGUGUUUGAAACCGCCUUGCAAGCGAGGAAGAAAACGUUUGCCUAAUUAGUUUAGUUAUCACUAGUGACAAGUAACUUAGUUGUUAUAGUAUUUUUAAUUAAAAUUGUUCCAAUAUACCUACUACUACGUUUGGUUUUUACCCUAAACAUACCUAAUAAAAGCAAUGGCGCAGUGUUAAAAAAAUACAUUACUGGAAGUAUUUUAUUAUGGUAUCUAGUAAGUAGUAUCACGUUGCUAGGCUACUUUACCAGUUCCUAUUAUGUAUGUAGUAACAAAGAUCGAUAAAAAAAUUAUUGCCUUGUUUUAUUAUAGGACUCAAUUGGACCUAAUAAUUCAC
This is a messenger RNA of Ostrinia furnacalis (Asian corn borer), 1104 nucleotides long. RefSeq lists its product as uncharacterized. The transcript is spliced from 2 exons. The record is from RefSeq and is a predicted model, not a curated record. Lineage: Eukaryota; Metazoa; Arthropoda; Insecta; Lepidoptera; Crambidae. The coding region runs from base 162 to 812 and encodes 216 amino acids.